Molecule: messenger RNA, 1392 nt
Organism: Nannospalax galili (Upper Galilee mountains blind mole rat)
Lineage: Eukaryota; Metazoa; Chordata; Mammalia; Rodentia; Spalacidae
Gene: Tmprss11f
Product: transmembrane serine protease 11F
Exons: 10
Coding region: 73-1389 (438 amino acids)
Biological process (GO): proteolysis
Cellular component (GO): extracellular region; plasma membrane
Molecular function (GO): serine-type endopeptidase activity
Source: RefSeq, a predicted model, not a curated record
AGCUUCCUAGUCCUAACCUGGCUGAUAGAGAUCAGAUGGUGACUGAAUAGAAGCUGCCCCAGUCCUGGGUCCAUGAUGUACGCACAAGUUGAAUUUUCAGAAACUGAAUACCCACAGAUCGAGUAUCAAAGAAGACAACAAUUUUGGGACCCUAUUCGACUCUCUCUUUUCACAUUGGCAAUUGUAGCAAUCAUAGGAAUUGCAAUUGGAAUUGUUACUCAUUUUGUCGUUGAGGAUGACAAAUCAUUCUAUUACCUUGCCUCUUUUAAAGUUACAAACAUCAAAUACACAGAAAAUUAUGGAAUGAGAUCAUCACGAGAGUUUAUAGAAAGAAGUCAUCAGGUUGAGAGAAUGAUGUCUAGGAUAUUUCGACGUUCUUCUGGAGUGGGUCGAUUUAUCAAGUCUCAUGUUAUUAAGCUAAGUCCAGAUGAACAAGGAGUGAAUGUUCUCAUGGUGCUCAUGUUUCGAUACCCAUCGACUGAUAGUGCUGAACGAAUCAAGAAAAAAAUUGAAAGGACUUUAUAUCAAAGUCUGAAGAUCAAAUACUUGCCUUUGACUAUAAAUAAACCGUCAUUUAGCCUUACACCUAUUGACAGCAAAAAGAUGAGAAAUCUUCUCAAUAGCCGAUGUGGAAUAAGGAUGUCAUCUUCAAACAUGCCAUUACCAGCAUCCUCUUCUACUGACCGGAUUGUCCAAGGAAGGGAAACAGCUAUGGAAGGGGAGUGGCCAUGGCAGGCCAGCCUGCAACUCAUAGGGGCUGGCCAUCAGUGUGGAGCUACCCUCAUCAGCAACACGUGGCUGCUCACAGCAGCUCACUGCUUCCGGAAAAAUAAAGACCCAGGUCAUUGGAUUGCUACUUUUGGUACAACUAUUACACCACCUGCAGUGAAACGAAGUGUGGGAAAAAUUAUCAUACAUGAAGAUUACCACAGAGAAACUAAUGAGAACGACAUCGCCCUGGCUCAGCUCACUACCCGAGUAGAGUUUUCAAAUGUAGUUCAGAGAGUUUGCCUCCCAGAUUCAUCUAUGAAACUGCCACCUAAAACAAGUGUAUUUGUCACAGGGUUUGGGUCUAUUGUAGAUGAUGGGCCUACACAAAAUAAACUCCGCCAAGCCAGGGUAGAAACCAUAGGUACUGAUGUGUGUAAUAGAAAGGAUGUGUAUGAUGGCCUGAUCACUCCCGGGAUGCUAUGUGCUGGAUUCAUGGAAGGAAAAGUCGAUGCAUGCAAGGGUGAUUCUGGAGGACCUCUGGUUUAUGACAAUAAGGACAUCUGGUACAUUGUGGGUAUAGUAAGUUGGGGACAGUCAUGUGCUCUUCCAAACAAACCUGGGGUCUACACAAGAGUGACUAAGUAUCGAGACUGGAUUUCCUCCAAGACUGGCAUCUAAAGU